This is a messenger RNA of Peronospora matthiolae, 1428 nucleotides long. The record is from the annotation of a GenBank genome assembly. Lineage: Eukaryota; Oomycota; Peronosporomycetes; Peronosporales; Peronosporaceae.
AUGGUUAACGAGCGGUGCGCGAGCAAGGCCGCCGAGAGCGCGUCUGCACGUCUCUGUGCGGACGCCGAAGCAUUAGCCGCAGCAACUGAUGUGUCAUCGGUUGCUGAAGUGACUCAGCCUGUGUCACCUGGUGAUGUAGGCGCUCGUCAUGAAGACACUCAUGUCUUCACAGAGUAUGAGCCCGGUGUCUCGUACUCUCCUGAUACGGAAGACGGAUCCGUAUCGACGGCGAUCGAACCAAGCCGCCUGCCAAGCGUGGCAUGGAUAAUGCUAUGCGUCGUAGCAUCUUUGGUUCAUCUGAUGAAUCAGAUGAACCAUCGCCGAAGCGAAGGCGCUCGAGGUGCCAGUCCUUCUGUCGGCACGUCGCAAGAAGAGCGGGACCGCAGUGUGUUGCGUCUCGCUCCAGAAAAGAAGGCAUGGAUGCCUCCAAAAUCCGUCAUGGAUCACUUGUCGGCGACGACGAGUGAUCGUUAUCGAACACGAUUGUUUGAUUCGUCAAGGAUCCAUCACCUUGACCCCAGCGCGAAAAACAAUCGCGCUGAGAAUGAAUUCUUCAUCGAUGCUUUCUUUAGACAUCGAUGGUACAGUGGGAAAUACAAGCGUGAUGGUCCCUCACUACUUCAAGCGUGGAACGCCUACAUUUAUAACCUUGAGGAUGUAGGUCGUGACGGUUGGAACGACAAACUUAUCAAAGCUCGUGAUAAGUUUCAGAAGCGAACCCAACAGGUUCACGCUACAAGCUGCAUCGUCUGUCAAGGGAGAAAGGAUUACCCUGCCUCUCUUGGGGAGACUCGUGCCCAUGUUGUCCCGUGGUGGCGCGUACGUAUCUCUAGUGAGAUUUACGAAGGGAUUGACGAUCUGAAAUUCCUUUACGACCGUGCCGGGGAGACUUUCUCCAGCGGUCCUUCUGCGGCACAGGAUGUGCCGCGUCGUACUGCUCAACCAGACCCAGUACGCCAACCAUCAGUUGGGAGCGGGGCUCCCAAGUAUCCCAGGACGGGGGAUAGCCGCGCCACCGGACGAGGUAACUCGUCCGACGUCCGUUCACAUCGCGGUGGUUCAACAGCUGCUCAACUAGAUAGCGCUGGCCACCGCGAGAGUCCUCUAAUGGAGGUGGAGGAGGAGGGAAAACGCUCUACAUACUAUCGUGGGGAAGCGUGUGUUCCCGAGAGCUUCUUUGAUUGCGUAACGCAAGCGUUACGCGGCGAUCUCGAACAUGAACGGGACAGGCGUCUCCAACUGGCGGACACUGUCUUGAAGCAUCGAGCUGAGGUAGCUCGUGGGGAUAUUGACCGGUCUCGGGAUGAGAUAACUGCUCUUCAGACCCUUGUCGAUAUCCACCAUCGGGAGCACAAGGCCCUCUGUGAGAUGCUUGAGCGCAAGGGCGUUCUUCAUCAGAAGAAUCAGCGUACUGAUGGUACGGAUUAA